Messenger RNA from Onychostoma macrolepis, 2854 nucleotides. RefSeq names its product myosin, light chain kinase 5 (gene mylk5). Lineage: Eukaryota; Metazoa; Chordata; Actinopteri; Cypriniformes; Cyprinidae. Gene Ontology annotation, molecular function: ATP binding; protein binding; protein kinase activity. Bases 145 to 2235 code for a protein of 696 amino acids. The record is from RefSeq and is a predicted model, not a curated record. Gene Ontology annotation, biological process: protein phosphorylation. The transcript is spliced from 14 exons.
UAUUUACUUCCCGUUUGCUCCUCAUGCAACCACACCAUAUGAACCGAAUCAACUGCAGACUAUGAAGCAAUCAUUGGGAUCCGUAACAAUAUUGCCAACACAUCUCACUCUCAUCCUAAUUCCUCUCAUCCUCACACUCCUGACAUGCUAAGCGGGGUCUUAAACGCAUCUCAGAACGUCCGAGAUGGCAUCAGUGUUUUUAAAGGCCCACAGUCACCUCAGACAGGAAGUCCUAUAACAUGCUCUCCAGCACUCAAGAGAGAGGUGCUUGUCAAAAGAAGGAGCAGCUCAGGUACAGCACCUCCUCUGCAGUUUGUAGAUCCAUUAGAUCGUCUGGAGGUACACAUUGGAGAGACGGCCCGUUUGAAGUGUGUGUUCAAAGGCAGCUCUCCUGUAGCUUCUUGCUGGGUCUAUAACAAAAAAGAGGUGGCGGAAAGCUCCAGGUUUCAUAUUGAUUCCUGCAAUGAAAGCAGUUCUCUAGUGAUUUCUGAAGCCCUUCCUGAUGACUCCGGACGUUACACAAUAUUCGUACGAGAUCGCAAAAGUUCAGCCCAACACACAGUAACCCUGAAUGUCAUUGACCUGCCUCAGCCUCCAGCCUCCUGUCCCGUGGCGUAUCUCCUCUCCCCUCACUCUCUGGUUUUGUCCUGGUCUGGGCCGUCUUACGAUGGCGGCAGUGCUGUGACGGGAUACGUGGUGGAGGUUUGUGAAAGCCCAGGUGCGACUGACCAGUGGAGAGAGCUCACAGCCCAGUGCAAGAGCACCUCGUUCAGGGUGACCUCAGGACUCCAGCCUCAAGGAGAAUACUGCUUCCGGGUCAGAGCCUAUAACGCUGUGGGGGUCAGCGAACCCAGCCAAGAGUCCCAGCCAAUCAGGAUGGACAACCCAGGAGAGUCCUGUGAUGAGAAACCAGUGAAGUAUGUGACUGUGACCAUCAACACAGAGGAUAAACUUACUGACCACUACAACAUCCAGGAAAAACUCGGAGUAGGGAAGUUUGGCCAGGUGUUUCGGAUGACCCAUAAGGAGACGGGCCAUGUUUGUGCUGGAAAGUUCUACAAAGGUCGUCGGACAAAGGAGAGAGAGGCUGCGAGGAAAGAAGUAGAGCUAAUGAAUUUCCUACACCAUCCAAAACUCGUGCAGUGUCUUGCCGCAUAUGAUAACAAGGCUGAGAUGGUCAUGGUAAUGGAAUAUGUUGCUGGUGGGGAGCUGUUUGAGCGCAUUGUAGAUGAUAGUUUUGAGCACACUGAAGUGUCCAGUGUGGGAUACAUGCGUCAGAUUCUGGAGGGGAUUCAGUACAUGCACCAGCAAAACAUUGUCCACCUGGACCUCAAACCUGAGAACAUCGUCUGUGUGGACAGAACCGGGAUCCAGAUUAAAAUCAUUGACUUUGGACUCGCUAGCAAGCUGGAUCCUAACACACCUGUGAAGGUGAUGCACGGCACUCCAGAAUUUGUUGCUCCAGAGGUCAUCAACUAUGAGCCCAUCUGUCUGGCCACUGACAUGUGGAGCAUCGGGGUCAUCUGCUACAUCCUGUUGAGCGGUGAAUCUCCAUUCCAGGGUGAAAGUGACUCUGAGACUCUGGCUCUUGUGACAGCAGCGCAGUGGGAGUUUGAUGAGGAGAGCUUUGAAGAUAUCACCGACCUGGCAAAGGAUUUCAUUAGCUCUCUGCUCAGCAAAGAUGUCAGGCGCAGGAUGUCAUGUGAAGAAGCCUUGGCUCAUUCCUGGUUGGAGUAUACUUGUGUAGACAACAGCAGAAGCAGCACCAAAAACCUUUCCAAAAACAAGAUGAAGAAAUUCCUGACUAGGCAGAAGUGGAAGAAAACAGGCAAAGCUUUGCUGGCUCUGAAGAGGAUGGCUAUAUUGUCUAAACCAGAGGCUUCUGCAAGCUUGAGCCCUGUGGAUGAGACAGAGAAGGCACUGCAGUCUCUGGAGCUGAAGCUUCAGAGUAAACCUGAGUUCAGUAAGACUCCAUCUGACCUGACUGUCCCGCAGGGCUCCAGCGCCCAGCUCUCCUGUCUCAUCACAGGGUACCCUGACCCUGAGGUGGUCUGGCUGAAGGACGGUGAGCUGCAGGAGGAGUGUGUGCAGGUGGACUAUGAGGAGGACGGUAGCUGUACUCUCACCUUAGAGAACGUCUCUCUGCACCACAGCGGCCUGUAUUCCUGCAAAGCCACUAAUGUACUCGGGGAGGCACUGUGCUCUGCUACUCUUACUGUCGAGCAGAAAGACUAACACAUGAAAUCAUAAUGGCAUAAAAAAUCAUAUAAAUACACACACCAGACAGAUUAAAAUACACUGAUGCAAUCAAUGCCAAUAUAAUUAUGAACUGAAUGUUAAAACUGUAAUAAAAAAAAAUCUAAUUGACGCUAUUGUCAUUUAUUAUUACUUAUGUUUGUGAUUAAUGUUUAUUUUUAGAUUAUUAAUGGAUUUCGGUUUAAUAUCAUUGACUGUGAAUAGUUUUUAGCACUGUAUGAUCUUAUAAUUAUGCAUAUAUUUACAAACAGCCUCAUUUCAACCAGUGAGAGCCUAAAUAGAUUUAGUGAACUGUUUAAAGUCAGCAUGAAAUGAAAAUUCACCUGUUUACAAAUGCAUAAGUAUUUAUAUUAUUAUAUAUUAAUAUUGUUGUGAACAUUUCAUCCUUGCAUAUUUUUCUUUUUGCUUUGUAAUAUUUAAUCAAAAUGUCAUAACUCUAACUUUUCAGUGAGAAGUCAAACUUAUUUAGUCAUUUGGUCCGCUUAAAUCCACCCACAAUCAACUGCAAGCUCAUAUAGGACCAAGUCCCAGCCCUAUAUAUAUAUAUAUAUAUAUAUAUAUAUAUAUAUAUAUAUAUUUGUUUUUGUUUUUUUUGUUU